GGGGAAAAAGGUAGCAGUCCUUCUGAGGAGCUGUGCCAAUGUUUGUUUAAACGCAACUGUAUUUUGUUUGCUCUGUGUAUCCAAUGGCUGAGGAGAAUAGAUUCGGCAGAUCUUGACAGGUUUCUGUGAAAAAUCUUUUGGAGAAAAAGAAAGACCCCCCACAUCCCUACCUCUUCCCUCUUGUUACAGGUGAGCCUUGUGGGCACUUUGGAGACCUUGGCUUCUGACUGUGUGAGCUUCCCCUGGGAUUAGAAGAGCCAUGGGGAAAGACAAGAAGGAAGAGGAGGCUGUAUUUCUGAGGAAAAAGAUUACCUUGCUGAGGGCUUUCUCGCUUCUUAUCGGCAGCAUGGUUGGCAGCGGCAUCUUUGUCUCCCCUAAAGGAGUACUGAAAAACUCUGGCAGUGUGGGCUUCUCCCUGACUGUCUGGUUUGCCUGUGGGCUUCUCUCCAUGUUUGGUGCCUUGAGUUAUGCAGAGCUUGGAACAAGAAUCACCAAGUCUGGAGGACACUAUAUCUACAUAUUGGAGACAUUAGGGCCUCUGCCAAGUUUCUUAUUUCUGUGGGCAGAGUUUUUUGCUAUCAGGCCUGCCAACAGUGCUGUGGUUUCUUUGGCGUUCGGACGUUACAUGCUGGAGCCUUUUUUUGCCCCUUGUACAGCUCCUCUCCCUGCUGUGAAGCUUGUGUCUCUCCUGGGAUACUACACUGUCCUCACGCUGAAUUCUUGGAGUGUCACCUGGAGUGCCCGGGUGCAGACGGCCCUCUCCAUCAUCAAACUCCUUGCUCUUGCCCUCAUCAUCGUACCAGGGAUGAUGCUUCUGGCCCAAGGCCACACUGAAAACUUCCAGGAUGCUUUUGACAGACAAUCAUUGGUUUUGGAUAAGCUGCCCUUGGCUUUUUAUGCAGGGAUGUUUGCAUAUUCAGGCUGGUUUCAGACUAGCUUUGUGCGUGAAGAAUUGAUCAGACCUGAGAGAAAUAUCCCACUGGCUGUGAUUGUGUCCGUGAUCACUGUAAUUGUGGGGUAUAUGCUCACCAACGUUUCCUAUUACACAGUUCUAGGGACGCAAGAUGUUCUGGCUUCUCCAGCUGUUGCUGUGAGUUUCGUGCAGCGAACCUUCAAAAGCCUUAUCUCAGUGGUCCCUGUCCUUGUUGCACUGUCCUGCUUUGGAACAAUGAAUGGGGGAAUCUUCACAUUUUCGAGGACUCUUUUUGUGGCUUCAAGAGAAGGACAGUGGCCUCCUCUAUUCUCUAUGAUCCAUAUUCGAAGGCAUACACCUCUUCCUGCUGUCAUGUUAAUGUUCCCUUUGGUUACUGCCAUGGUGUGUAUCGGAGAUAUCUACCAUUUAAUGAACUUCUUCAGCUUUUCCCGAUGGCUCUUCAUAGGAUUAGCCACCCUUGGGCUCAUCGUCCAUCGCUACCGCCACCCAGAGGUGCACAGCCCAUUCCAGGUUCCCCUGUUCAUUCCUGUCUCUUUUACCAUCAUCUGCCUCUUCACAGUGGGAAUGUCUUUCUACUCAGACCCUGUAAAUAUUAGUAUUGGAUGUACCGUGGUUUUAAGUGGCUUUCCAGUCUACUACCUCGCAGUCCACAGGCGAAUGCCAGAUCGUUGCCAUAGCCUGUUUUAUUAUCUCACACACAAAUUGCAGGUACUACUGGAAGUAGUCCAACAAGAAAUCAAGACUUACUGAGGAAACCAUCACAACUUAAAGAAGAUAAAAUAUACUUACUGCAUUUUUGAUACCUUUGGUCCCACCAAAAGCAGGUCGUGCUCUCAUUCUUUUAAUCACUGCAAAUGAAGAUGUUCCUGAGCCAAAAUCUUGCUGCAAGUGUUCCCAAGCUUGCCACUUGGGAUCUGCAGGAGCGUGUCACAGCUGCUCUUUUGCUCUCUCUCUCUCUCUUUUUUUUUUUUUAAGCAAAUCAGUCUAGUUCAUUGAAAUAAGCUUUCUUUACCUCAAGAGUGUACUUAAAACCAAGAUCCUAACUUCACUGUGUUUUUGGAUUUCCUAACCUGGCAAAUAGAGGAAGAGAGCCUGCUGCAGAAUUUAAGGAAGUCAAACUCACAAAAGUGAGCUUGCUUCAAGAAGAAACAUGGUAGUAGUCAUCCAAAAUGGUGCUGUGGACAAGUAUUAUAAAGGGAAGUGAGCAUGGAGACAAAACAUUAGAAAUAAAGUCAAUGAACUGGAAAGGAGGAGUGAGGGGAAUAAAACUUCAUUACCAGAAAGUGCAGAUUCAGAUUAAUGAAAAAAUACUUGGAAAUCAUUUGAAAUUUAAAUCGAUAGCAAAGUAGGGUCAGAAUGCUUUGCUUUGAGCAUUGUGCAAGUAGAAUGGCUUUAUUUUUAUUUGAAAAAAUAUUUCACGUUGAGUAUUAUUUUUCUGAAAUGAUAUUUCGAAGUGUACCAACAGAAACCAGCUGAACACCCAGAAGAAUGUGACAAAAUAUGUUCUCCUCUUCUUCCCCACCCUCCACCUAAACCUUGAUCCUACCAGUCAAACUGAAAUUCAAGUUUUGGUCCAGCUGCAGUGAAAUACAGUUUUCCUUUAAUUAGGCAAAUUCUUCAAUGAAAUUUGGGCAGAUUCCUUAAAAAAGUGAAUUUUUUGGUGUGGUAAGAAGGCAAGAAAAACUUCAUGCAUGAGCUUUAAUUUUAAACCUGUGGGCGAAUGAUUUCCUGAAUGAGCGUUUAGAUGCUCAUUUGAACUACUGACGAAAGGAAGGUUUCCAGUAUUCAAUGAACAUUACUAAUGUUGUGAAGUUAUGUCAAGAUAAAACAGUAAUUAGCUAUUCACAAUGAUUUACAUGUUAAUCUUCUCUUAAAAGACCAGAAACAGUAUAUUGAAAAUUGUCUAACAGCCUCUGGAGUGAGAAAGAGCAGAAUGUGAAGCAUUUUAAAUAUUUUGUAUCAUACAUCUAUGUACUUGGAGUAAAACCAAAGUAGCGUUUAUAACAAUUGAUGUAAUCCAUCCAAACUUGUGAA
Molecule: messenger RNA, 2968 nt
Organism: Rhea pennata
Lineage: Eukaryota; Metazoa; Chordata; Aves; Rheiformes; Rheidae
Product: cystine/glutamate transporter-like
Exons: 12
Coding region: 260-1684 (474 amino acids)
Biological process (GO): amino acid transmembrane transport
Cellular component (GO): membrane
Molecular function (GO): L-amino acid transmembrane transporter activity
Source: RefSeq, a predicted model, not a curated record